Sapajus apella (tufted capuchin) is the source of this 3344-nucleotide messenger RNA. It is a transcript of the gene LIN9, whose product is annotated as lin-9 DREAM MuvB core complex component. The coding region runs from base 24 to 1979 and encodes 651 amino acids. Gene Ontology annotation, cellular component: transcription repressor complex; nucleoplasm. Gene Ontology annotation, biological process: regulation of cell cycle; regulation of transcription by RNA polymerase II; DNA-templated transcription. The record is from RefSeq and is a predicted model, not a curated record. The transcript is spliced from 15 exons. Gene Ontology annotation, molecular function: DNA binding. NCBI's taxonomy places the organism in Eukaryota, Metazoa, Chordata, Mammalia, Primates, Cebidae.
CAGCGCGGGCCGCGGAACACGCGAUGGGCGCGGGGCCCGGGCGGGACUCAGGCGCUGCCACUGCUCCCCCCGCGCUCCGGCGCCGGGCCUCUCCGCGCGGCCUCCUUCCUCCCGCCCGCUCAGCUGGAAGCGGCGGCGGAGGGGAAAGGCGCGGCCCCACCUCGGCGGCACCUCCUCCCCCGGCAGGCGCGGGCGGAGCCGGGCCCGCCUCAGCCGGCUGCGGCGGGAGCAACGCAGCGCGGCGCCGCGGGCAGCGAGCUCCGCAUUCGAACCUCCCUCGCAAAGACAGUCUCCGCCCCACAAUGCACUGCGGCGGGCAGCCUUUGAAAAAGCGGCGCGGCUCGUUCAAGAUGGCGGAGCUCGACCAGUUGCCUGACGAGAGCUCUUCAGCAAAAGCCCUUGUCAGUUUAAAAGAGGGAAGCUUAUCUAACACAUGGAAUGAAAAGUACAGUUCUUUACAGAAAACACCUGUUUGGAAAGGCAGGAAUACAAGCCCUGCUGUGGAAAUGCCUUUCAGAAAUUCAAAACGAAGUCGACUUUUUUCUGAUGAAGAUGAUAGGCAAAUAAAUACAAGGUCACCUAAAAGAAACCAGAGGGUUGCAAUGGUUCCACAGAAAUUUACAGCAACAAUGUCAACACCAGAUAAGAAAGCUUCACAGAAGAUUGGUUUUCGAUUACGUAAUCUGCUCAAGCUUCCCAAAGCACAUAAAUGGUGCAUAUACGAGUGGUUCUAUUCAAAUAUAGAUAAACCACUUUUUGAAGGUGAUAAUGACUUCUGUGUAUGUCUGAAGGAAUCUUUUCCUAAUUUGAAAACAAGAAAGUUAACAAGAGUAGAAUGGGGAAAAAUCAGGCGGCUUAUGGGAAAACCACGGAGAUGUUCUUCUGCAUUUUUUGAGGAAGAGAGAUCAGCAUUAAAACAGAAACGGCAGAAAAUAAGGCUCUUACAACAAAGGAAAGUUGCAGAUGUUUCACAAUUCAAAGAUCUCCCAGAUGAAAUUCCUUUGCCUCUGGUUAUUGGAACCAAAGUUACAGCACGAUUACGUGGUGUUCAUGAUGGUUUGUUCACUGGACAGAUAGAUGCUGUGGAUACUCUUAAUGCUACUUAUAGAGUAACUUUUGAUAGGACAGGGCUUGGUACCCAUACCAUCCCUGAUUAUGAAGUUCUUAGUAAUGAGCCUCAUGAGACAAUGCCAAUUGCUGCCUUUGGACAAAAACAGCGGCCUUCUCGAUUUUUUAUGACCCCACCACGUUUACAUUAUACUCCUCCUCUCCAGUCACCAAUUACAGAUAAUGAUCCUUUAUUAGGACAGUCACCAUGGAGAAGUAAAAUUUCUGGCUCUGACACUGAAACGUUAGGUGGUUUUCCAGUAGAAUUUCUUAUACAAGUGACCAGAUUAUCAAAAAUUCUCAUGAUUAAAAAGGAACAUAUCAAGAAAUUAAGGGAAAUGAACACAGAAGCAGAAAAACUGAAAUCAUAUUCCAUGCCCAUCAGCAUUGAAUUUCAGCGGAGAUAUGCAACUAUUGUUUUAGAGCUUGAACAGCUGAACAAGGACCUAAAUAAAGUUUUGCAUAAAGUUCAACAGUAUUGCUAUGAGCUUGCUCCAGACCAGGGGCUGCAGCCAGCAGAUCAGCCGACAGAUAUGAGACGCAGGUGUGAGGAAGAAGCACAGGAAAUUGUUCGGCAUGCAAAUUCCUCAACAGGACAGCCCUGUGUUGAAAAUGAAAAUCUGACAGACUUAAUCUCCAGGCUUACAGCUAUUUUGUUACAAAUUAAGUGUCUAGCUGAAGGAGGAGACCUGAAUUCCUUUGAAUUCAAAUCACUUACAGACUCAUUAAAUGAUAUCAAGAGUACAAUAGAUGCUUCUAAUAUCAGCUGCUUUCAGAAUAAUGUAGAAAUCCAUGUUGCACAUAUUCAGAGUGGCCUGAGCCAGAUGGGAAACUUACAUGCCUUUGCAGCAAAUAACACCAACAGAGACUGAGGAGAAGAUUUCAUUAUUCCAACUGCACAGGACAUUGUUCUUUUCCUUUAUAUAGGCUUCCAACACCAAAUAACCUAACUGCUGGAAAACAAGGGAAAUUUAAAUCUCCAAAUAAGGCAUUUUAAUAGACUGUAUUGCUUCUUAAACCAGCAUUGCUGACCAGCAUUAUAUUUAUUUUUCUUUUAUUAUUCAAAUGCAGUAGCAUUGCUUAUGUUACAUAUGUUUAUAUUAGCAAAUAUUUUUAAUGAAAAUAUCUGAACAUAAUAUAAUUUCAUUGAAGAAUGCAUUGACCAUUUUUUUUAACGUGCAUGAAUUCACCGCAACACAUGGAGACAACUCAGACAACUGCUGCCAUGGAGAGUCGGAAGAAACCUGGUCUUUUUGUUCAUGUCGGUGGCAAUGUGGAAAUUCCAUCCAGAAAAUUACAACUCCACUUGAUUCAGUUAAUCACCAUCUCAGUCUUCAAAAGAUAACAUCAUGAAGUGUGGGAAGUCCUAGUUUUAAGGAAAGCCACUGAAAUAUAGAUGGGAAAUACGGACUUUACAGGUAUAUGUGAUAUAUACUUGCAAUGUGACAUGGUUCUAUAGAUCAUUUUAUAAUAAUAAAUAUUUAAAUUUAUCAUAACUUAUAUAAAAGAAACCUUUGUUUUUUGUCUGUUGAAAUAAAAUGAAGGAAUAGGGAAAAAACAUAACUGCAAAAUGCUAAAUUUCUGCAAAUGGAUUUGGCAUACCUUCCCAUCAGUUCAGGUCAAAAGUGCUAUUGUUAUGAGAUUUAUUUAAAAAAAAAAAAAAAAGACUGAUAACACACUAUUUUCAUAUUUUUUUUUUGUUUAUUUGCACAACUUUUAAACCAGAUUACUGGUUAAAAUCCAACAGUACACAAUUUGUAAAGUAAAAAGAUUUUAUAAGGAAAACAAAUAUAAUAACCAGUGCUGUGAAAUGCAGAAGAAAGGUUUGUUUUGAUUGUUUUUCUUUUUUAGGAAAAUCCCUAAAAUGUUAAUCUUGUAAAAAGUAUGUAUUUGGAAUUUUCUUUGUUUUAAUAUAGAAUAUUAUAAAGUCAAAAUAUAAUAAAUUGUUUUCAAAUUUGGAGUUUAAGAUAUAGCUGUAGAGGUGAUUUUAAUUCCUUUAGAUGUCUCAUCAAAUGAGACUUUUUAUAUGUUAAUGUAUAAUAAAACUGAAACAAGAUUAUUUUCCAUUUGAAAUUUUUGUAUAGUUUAAAAAUGCUUCCGUAUUCUUUGUUGGUAUUGUGCCACUGCAGAACUUUAGUGCAGAGUUUAUAUUUAGCUAAACUGUUAUGUUAAUUAAAUGCAUAAAUCUUCUAUUCUUAAUAUUUGUAAUUCUAAAUAAAUUGAUCUAUGAAAAUUAA